UGCUCAUCGCUCAUCAUCAUCAUCAUCAUCAUCUUCACUCCACUCACACACACAGAAAAAAACCAACCUCGCGGGGAACUCGGCGAGCGAGAAAGAGAGAGCGAUGAACGACGCCAUUGAAUUCAGGGUCGAGGCGCUGGCGUUCCAGUACGUGGGCUUGGGGCUGUUCACGGUGGUCAACAACCUCUGGACUCUGGUGGCCGUCGUGACCGCCGCCGUCAGCAUGUGGAGCAUCAGGGUCGCCGCCGGCUCCUCCACCGUCCACCGCCGUCGCCAGCCCAAGCCCGCCCCGCCAUGCGGCGACGGCGGCGCUAUCGGCAGGUCUGACGGGGGCGGGACGAUCCCGGAGCGGCGGCCGGCUGAUGCCGCAGAGGAAUCCGCACCGGCCGCACUCGUCCAUUCGAGCGCGACCUCGACGUCGGCGGAUUAUCCCAGCAGCGAUCUGAGAGACGGAGUGACGAAAGGGAGGAGGAAGUUCACGGCCUAUUACAGCGGAUGCGAGCGCGAGGGGGCGGAGGCGGAGGUGGAGGAGGAGGAGGAAGCCGGGGAGGGCCAUUCUUGCGGAGGAGGGGAGUGGUGGGAGAGCUGGGAGAGGGUGUUGAAGGCGAGGAACGGGGAAAUGUCGUGGUACCGGUGUCAGGACAGGAGGGUGAUCAACGGGGCCGUGGUGCGGCUGUGGGACGAGAGCAGAUGCGGGAGCGAAAGGAUGGACGGCUCACGCUGAACGGUGUGGUAGGUGUGGCAGGUGGUCGAGUCAGAAGCUGCGGUAGCCGGUGGCUCGUGCAAUAAUAGCUCGGUGGUUCAGGAUUGUGGAUUUUUAUUUUUCGGGGAUGUUUGAGGUUGUAAUUGUAUAUAGCUUUGUUGGUUAGAACAGCCAAAAACCAGAGGCGACAUGAAUGCAAUACUCUCGAGUUGC
This is a messenger RNA of Rhodamnia argentea, 916 nucleotides long. RefSeq lists its product as uncharacterized. Lineage: Eukaryota; Viridiplantae; Streptophyta; Magnoliopsida; Myrtales; Myrtaceae. The transcript has a single exon. The record is from RefSeq and is a predicted model, not a curated record. Bases 104 to 724 code for a protein of 206 amino acids.